AUGGCAAGUCAACAGUACACAUACAACAUCCCCACAUCAAAGAACUCAUCAGGCAACAACACAUCGCCCUUAAACAACCUAUCAUAUCUCACACCACCUUCAUCGUCCACAUACUCAUACCACAGUCCAAGAUUGAGAUAUUACUUGUCGAAAUCGUUUGACAUUGAGGAUGACUUGGAGUUUUGUCCAGAGAUUGUGGACCGUAGUGUCCAUAACUCCUCUGGGAUGAAGAAGUUCAACCCUCACACGUCUGCGUCCUUCUCACCAAGUCAAGAAUAUGCACAACACAGCGGCGUCCUGCAAGAAAAUAGAAGCACUUCUGGCUCCGGUACGCAUUCCCCACGUGUGUCGACUCCAAGAAUAAAAAAGGCUUUGGAGAUUGUCAAUCCACAGACCAGAAUGAGAGUCGGAUCGCCCGCAAAUUCGCAGAACAGGUGA
This is a messenger RNA of Lodderomyces theae, 438 nucleotides long. RefSeq lists its product as uncharacterized. The coding region runs from base 1 to 438 and encodes 145 amino acids. The record is from RefSeq and is a predicted model, not a curated record. The transcript has a single exon. NCBI's taxonomy places the organism in Eukaryota, Fungi, Ascomycota, Pichiomycetes, Serinales, Debaryomycetaceae.